UCUCCGAGGAAGCCGGUGUCAUAGUUCCGGGCUGGAAGGGAAUCGGCUCUUCCCAAAAAUUGAGUUGUUUUUCUGGAAAAUUCGUAAAUUACAAGCAUGCAAGAUGAAACGGGUAUCUACUGAAUCCAAAGAGGAGGUGACGAAAAAGUCAAAAUUAAGUUCGAGCAACAAUAUCUUGCAAUUAGAUCACGACGUUGACAAGAUAUCCAAAUUAAGGAAGGAAGAGAAAAACGCAAACGAUUUAAAACCAAGAGUUCCUCCUCCUCUACACGUCAAAAAUGCACCAGUGUUCUAUCCCACAGAAAUGGAGUUUAAGGAUCCCUUCACUUAUUUGGAAAGCAUUUAUGCAAGGGCUGAGAAAUUUGGAAUAUGCAAAGUCGUUCCUCCAAGCAAUUGGCGGCCACCCUUUUCUAUCGACCCUGAUAAAUUAAAGUUUUACCCGAGAAUUCAGCCACUUUACCUUCUCGAGGCCAGAAGACGUCUCUGGGACACUUUCCACAAUAAGUUGCGCCAGUUUUGGUCAAUGUAUUUAUUAAAAAUCAAAUAUCCAGUAACAAUUGGAGAUAUGGAGGUGGAUUUGUCGGAACUUAAUUAUGCACGAAUGGAGAUAACCAUGGUCGCUGGCAGCCUAAAAGAAAUCAGUACAGAUGAAUGGAAGCGUGUGGCGACUCAACUAAAAUUUGAUUUGAAAUUGGCUAAUGAUCUGAGGGAUUUGUAUGAAACAUUGAUCUUACCAAUGGAUACUUUUACCGCAAGGAUCAAUGAAAAAGUGAAUAAACACGUCCAAGCACAAAAGAAACUUUCCAAAUCGUCCCCACGGAGGCGAAAGACUAUGGCUGGUUCACGAAAAAGCCCAAAAGAGACAAUGAAUAAUACGACAAUAAGCUCAGAUCGUGAUCCAGGAGACUUCAAUUUCUACCAAACAACCACUGCCUUUGUGGAUAAUAAUUUUUGCAGCACAUGUAAAAUAUACCCUGGACGGGACGACAUAAUUGCAUGUAUGGUUUGUAAAGCCAAUUUUCAUACGAGCUGUGUGAAAAGCUACCAAUUCACAACCAGUUUCCUCUGUUCAAGUCCCACUUUUACUUGCACUGGAUGUGGUAGUUAUCAGGCCUAUAAUGACCCUCUGCUCACAUUUGGAUUCAAAGAUUACCUUAAAAAAUUUAGUUUGACAGAUUUUGGAGAUUAUGCUGAUAUAUACAAAAAAAUGUAUUUUGGAGUUGAUAAUCCAGCGGAAGUUCCGGAACGAAAGACUGAGAACGAAUUUUGGAGGCUUGUCCUUGGGUACCAUGAGUAUGCGUCCGUGCUGUAUGGUACUGACUUGCAUUCCAAAAAUGUAGGCUCAGGUUUCCCCGUUAAGAAAUUGAACACUAAAGGGAAAGUAGUCAUACAUGAACAAAGCGAUGAAUUGACGGAAUACAAGGAAAGUGGAUGGAACCUGAAUAAUCUUCCAAUAUCAAAUUCGUCAGUUUUAAGGCACAUUGGCAACAAUGUCUCUGGAAUGAUUCUGCCAUGGAUUUAUGUUGGAAUGGUUUUCAGUGCGUUUUGCUGGCAUGUAGAGGACCAUUUUACUCCGUCAAUUAAUUAUUUGCACUUUGGAGAAACAAAAACUUGGUACGGCAUUCCUGGUUCACAAGCAGAGGAUGUUGAUCAACGCAUUAGGGAGUAUGCACCCGCAUUAUUCAUACUGACUCCUGAUGUGCUCCACAACUUAAAUACGAUGAUACAUCCAAGCGAAUUUACAAAAGUAGGAAUAAAAGUGUCUCGAGUUGACCAGCGUGCUGGUGAAUUUGUCAUAACCUUUCCCAGAGCAUAUCAUGGUGGAUUUAAUCAAGGCUUCAACUGUGCCGAAGCUGUCAACUUUGCAACAUCUAAAUGGAUCCCGUUUGGGUUUGAAAGCAUUGGUCAUUACAUGAACGCUAAACGAAACCAUGUGUUUUCUCAUGAAGAACUGCUUUUCAAGAUGGGCAGCAAUCCAUCCUUGCUUGGAUUAGAAGAAGCAAAAGAAAUUUACUUCCAACUUAGCAUAUUCAUAAGAGAACAAGGCUCGCUAGAGUCGGAUUUGAAGAAAUUGGGUGUAAAGUCACGAAGCCGUGUGAUAUUUGAAGAAAUCGAAGACGAUGAUGACCGCACCUGUUUUUCUUGUGCUAGAACCAUGUUCUUCUCAAUGAUCUCAUGCAGUUGUCGUUCGAAUCAAGCUCCCAAUAUGAAACAAAGCUGCCCUGACCAUUUCCGAACGCUUUGUCGUUGUGCUCUUGCUAAGCGACAGUUCAAAUAUCGGUACACAUUGCGCGAACUUGUGGACUUUGAUGUCAAACUCUUCUCCAGAAUUAUUGAACUUGCGUACAAAACAACUCUACCUGCUAUUGAUACUACUCAGUUUGUUAAUGUUGCAACAACGGUAGACUGAACAGUUGAAAUGUGCUGAUGUACUGAUUUUAGUAUGUGGCAUUAAUUUUUUUUUCUCAAAGUUGAAAAAUAGUUUGCAUUAUGAAUAGUAUUUUGCCUGUCAAUCAAAAUUUUGAGUGCUAAUAUGUUACAAUCUUAUAUUUUAUGGUUUGUUACUAUUGUUAAUUUAAUUUACCAGCAGAAUCAUUUAUAUUAUUCUGAUUGUUCGUUUUGUUGACGUUAUUGCUAUUAUAAUAAUUUUCUUUCGUAAUUGCAAAUAUAUUUAACAAAACAAAGAUCUGGAGAGUCGUUGACGCUCAAUUUGGAUCACACCAUCGUAGAUUUCAUUUAUAGUAUUACAUAUAUAGUAGUAUUUAGAAAGUAUUUAUUUAAUAUUUUUCACCCAAAUAAUAUAGUCUAAAUAUAAGUGAAAAUUAUUUGCGGGUUUUGUACAAUGUCUCUUGAACAUUUUAAAAAUAAAAUUAUGAGUUUGUUGCAAGAUACGUAUUAUGUUGAUCUUAAUAGUAAUAGAAAAUAAACGCUGAAACAGCAUACUUGAGGUUUCUAGUAUUUUACCUAAAAAA
Molecule: messenger RNA, 2972 nt
Organism: Folsomia candida
Lineage: Eukaryota; Metazoa; Arthropoda; Collembola; Entomobryomorpha; Isotomidae
Product: lysine-specific demethylase 5D
Exons: 7
Coding region: 104-2410 (768 amino acids)
Biological process (GO): chromatin remodeling
Cellular component (GO): nucleus
Molecular function (GO): DNA binding; histone demethylase activity
Source: RefSeq, a predicted model, not a curated record